Molecule: messenger RNA, 4705 nt
Organism: Tachysurus fulvidraco (yellow catfish)
Lineage: Eukaryota; Metazoa; Chordata; Actinopteri; Siluriformes; Bagridae
Product: NACHT, LRR and PYD domains-containing protein 12-like
Exons: 16
Coding region: 264-3677 (1137 amino acids)
Molecular function (GO): protein binding
Source: RefSeq, a predicted model, not a curated record
UUUGACGCAUUUUUAGGACCCAAGGCGACAUCUAGUGUAUAGAUAUCUAUGGUGAAAGUGAAAGUGUUUCUCCCUCCGAAUCGACUCCAUUGUGUGAAGCGUUUGUACAAGUUAAAACAUCUUUAUCAGCAGCAGAAACGGUGAUAUUAAUGUGACAGAACAAGGCCUGUUGACUAAAGGAGUGUGAUCCAUUCCAUCAGAAGAGAUCAGACUCUUCAGGACUCAGCUGUGUGUUUGUGUGUAAACUUUACUAAUAUUUAAAGAUGGAGACUCCUGAUCUGGACACAGAUAAUGUUUCUACACCAUCAAACAACUGUAAACCCAAGAGAAAGAGAUCAGAAUCACCAACACACAGCUGUAUCUCCAUGAAGAGUGAACGGUCUAUGGGGCUUCCUCAGAAUUUUAAAGAUGGAGACACAUCACUUCUACACAGUAAACCCAAGAGAAAGAGAUCAGAAUCACCAACACACAGCUGUAUCCCCAUGAAGAGUGACUGGUCUAUGGGGAUUCCUCUGGCAUUUAAAGAUGGAGACUCAUCACUUCUACACAGUAAACUCCAGGGAAAGAGAUCAGAAUCACCAACACACAGCUGUAUCUCCAUGAAGAGUCAUGAGUCUAUGGAUCAUCAUCAGGAGGUUAAAGCUGUAGACUCCUCACUUCUACACAGGUACGACCCAGAAUCUGCUGGUGGAAAUGAAUUCCAGAAAAAGUUCAAAUUAAAUCUGAUGAAGAAGUUUCAGUGUUUGAAUGGAGUGAUAAUAAACCUGGGAGCCCAAACACUCCUGAAUGAGAUCUACACAGAGCUCUACAUCACAGAGGGAGACAGUGGAGAAGUCAAUAAUGAACAUGAGGUGAGGCAGAUCGAGGCAGCAUCCAGGAGAAGAACAACAGAGGAAACACCAAUCAAAUGCAAUGACAUCUUUAAGCCUUUAUCUGAACAAGACAAACCCAUCAGAACUGUGCUGACAAAGGGAGUCGCUGGCAUCGGAAAAACCGUCUCUGUGCAGAAGUUCAUUCUGGACUGGGCUGAAGGGAAAGUAAAUCAGGACGUCCACCUCAUAUUUCCACUUCCUUUCAGAGAGCUGAACUUGAUGAAGGACCAGAAACUGAGUCUGAUGGAGCUCCUUCAUGUCUUUUUUAAGGAAACAAAAGAAACAGAAAUGUCCAGUUUGGAAAAGGUUCUGUUCAUUUUUGACGGAUUGGACGAGUGUCGUUUUCCUCUAGAUUUCCAGAAGACAGUGAGAGUGUGUGAUGUAACUGAAUCAGCAUCAGUGCCUGUGCUGCUGAUAAACCUGAUCAAAGGGAAUCUGCUUCCCUCUGCUCUCAUCUGGAUCACCUCCAGACCUGCAGCAGCUGAUCAAAUCCCCUCUGAGUGUGUGGAUCGAGUCACAGAGGUACGAGGGUUCAAUGACCCACAGAAGGAGGAGUACUUCAGGAAGAGGAUCAGUGAUCAGAGCCUGGCCAAUAACAUCAUCACACACCUGAAGUCAUUAAGAAGCCUCUACAUCAUGUGUCACAUCCCAGUCUUCUGCUGGAUUACAGCCACUGUUCUAGAGAGAAUGUUGGGUGAAGCAGAGAGUGGAGAGAUGCCCAAGACUCUGACUCAAAUGUACACACACUUCCUCAUCAUUCAGACAAACAUCAUCAGAGAAAAAUACUCAAAGAAGCAGGAGAGUGAUGAAGAAAUGCUUCUUAAACUGGGACAACUGGCUUUUCAGCAGCUGAAGAAAGGGAACCUGAUCUUCUAUGAUGAAGACCUGAGAGAGUGUGGUAUUGAUGUGACAGAAGCAGCAGUGUACUCAGGUGUGUGUACUCAGAUCUUCAGAGAGGAGUUUGGGCUUCACCACAGUAAAGUGUACUGCUUUGUUCAUCUGAGCAUUCAGGAGCAUCUCGCAGCUCUGUAUGUGCACCUGACCUUCAUGAAGGAGAAGAGAAAUGUGGUUAAACAGAAUCAAGAUUCUGAACGUUCGUUGAAAAAAAAUACAAUCUCAGAUGUACACAAGAGUGCUGUGUAUCAGACUUUAAAAAGUAAGACUGGACAUCUGGAUCUUUUCCUUCGCUUUCUUCUGGGUCUCUCACUGGAGUCCAAUCAGAAACUCUUACAUGUUUUAGUAACACAGACAGGAAGUAGCUCCCAGAGCAUAAAGGAAACAGUUCAGUACAUUAAGGAGAAGAUCAGUAAAUAUCUUCCUACAGAGAAAUCCAUCAAUCUGUUCCACUGUCUGAAUGAACUGGGUGAUGAUUCUCUAGUGGAGGAAAUCCAACACUACCUGAAAUCUGGAAAACAAAGUGAACUUUCUUCUUCACAGUGGUCUGCUCUGGUGUUUAUGUUACUGACAUCAGCACAGGAGCUGGAUGAGUUUGACCUGAGUAAAUAUUUCAGUACAGAUAAGAUAACAGAAGAUGUUGUUCUGAAGAUGAUGCCUGUGAUUACAGCAUCCAGUAAAGCAAUGUUGUAUAUGUGUGGUGUCUCAGAUGAAGGCUGUGCUGCUCUGACUUCAGCUCUGAGAUCAAACCCCUCACACCUGAGAGAACUGGAUCUGUCCUGUAAUAAACUAGGAGACUCAGGAGUGAAGAGUCUCUCUGCUGUACUGGAGAAUCCUCACUGUAAACUGGAGACACUGAAGUUGCGUCAGUGUGAUGUCUCAGAUGAAGGCUGUGCUGCUCUGACUUCAGCUCUGAGAUCAAACCCCUCACACCUGAGAGAACUGGAUCUGUCCUGUAAUAAACUAGGAGACUCAGGAGUGAAGAGUCUCUCUGCUGUACUGGAGAAUCCUCACUGUGAACUGGAGACACUGAGGUUGUAUAUGUGUGGUGUCUCAGAUGAAGGCUGUGCUGCUCUGACUUCAGCUCUGAGAUCAAACCCCUCACACCUGAGAGAACUGGAUCUCAACGAGAAUAAACUCGGAGACUCAGGAGUGAAGACUCUCUCUGCUGGACUGGAGAAUCCUCACUGUAAAGUGGAGACACUGAAGUUGUGUGAUUGUGGUGUCUCAGAUGAAGGCUGUGCUGCUCUGACUUCAGCUCUGAGAUCAAACCCCUCACACCUGAGAGAACUGGAUCUGUCCUGUAAUAAACUAGGAGACUCAGGAGUGAAGAGUCUCUCUGCUGUACUGGAGAAUCCUCACUGUAAACUGGAGACACUGAGGUUGUGGGAUUGUGGUGUCUCAGCUAAAGGCUGUGCUGCUCUGACUUCAGCUCUGAGAUCAAACCCCUCACACCUGAGAGAACUGGAUCUGUCCUCUAAUAAACUAGGAGACUCAGGAGAGAAGAGUCUCUCUGCUGUACUGGAGAAUCCUCACUGUAAACUGGAGACACUGGGGUUGUGUGGCUGUGGUGUCUCAGAUGAAGGCUGUGCUGCUCUGACUUCAGCUCUGAGAUCAAACCCCUCACACCUGAGAGAACUGGAUCUGUCCUUUAAUAAACUAGGAGACUCAGGAGAGAAGAAUCUCUCUGCUGUACUGGAGAAUCCUCACUGUGAACUGGAGACACUGAGGUUGUGUGAGUGUGGUGUCUCAGAUGAAGGCUGUGCUGCUCUGACUUCAGCUCUGAGAUCAAACCCCUCACACCUGAGAGAACUGAAUCUGAACUGGAAUAAACUAGGAGACUCAGUAAAGAAGCCGCUGUCUGAUCUUAAGGAUGAUAAACAUUACAAACUACAGACACUGGAGUUCUAAUGAAUAUCUGUGUGAUGAAGACUCCAGUGUUCCUGCAUUACCAUGAUGGAGAAUAGAGAACAUGUUUAUUAACACAUCACUCAUUUAGUUCUAACACAUUAAACACACACAGAGAUGUGAGAAGUGUGUGUUCAUCGUGUACAGUGAAUCAGACUAAACACAAUUCUACACUGAGUUUAUAAUGACCUCUGAUCCCUGGGUAAAAUUCCCUGGACCUCAAUCCCAUAAAAACCUGAGGGAUUAUUUGUAACAGGAGGUGAAAACCCACAGGAUCUCGAGCUGAACCCUGUUCAUUUUACUGUUUGUGUGAUUUAUUAUUUGUGUAUUAUUGUAAUAUAAUUUACACUUUUUACACAUGUAUACUUAUAGCUAUAUUACUGGGUACAUAACUAAAAUUAUAUUGUAUAAAGGUACUUAAAAUAUCUUGUAUAAAUACAUCAUACAUUUAUAAAGAAUAAAAUACAUAAAUACAGUCAUUAUUUUUGUUGUGUAAAAUUAAUAUUAUGUAUAGAUAAUUCUGUAGAAUAUUCUGUAGAAAAAAAUAUUAUUAUUCUUCACAUAAUAACAUAUAAUCUAUAUAAAUAUAAUUCUUCAAAAAUAAAUGUAUAUCUAACACAAUAUAUAGUUACAGAAUGUAUUUCUGAAGAGAAACAUGUUUGUAAUAAAAAUAAAUGACUAUAACAUGUAGGGUUAACAUUAUAACACAACGUUGCUGAGUUAAAACAACUCCCACUGGAUCAGUCCACAUUGUACCCAGUGCUGGAGUUCAGAAUCGACCCAAACUGGGUUCUGUUUAAUCUCAGACAUUUUAGACUGCACCUUUAUGAGGAGACUCACCUGGGAAUGAGUGAAGAUAAGCACAAACUCCUUCUUUCUGUUGUGUAUCAGUCUGUUUUUUACCUGCUUCCCUCUCAUCUGUUUUAGUCAGUAGUGGAAUUAUUAUUAAUAUAAUUAUUUUCAAUUAGUUUUGUGUUCAGCAGCUAACGAAUACUCAUAAUUUAAGCAACAUUAAAAUGUUAUUGCAUUUA